UUUUAUCGUGCAUUGUAUACUUCCCGUUUCGAUUUAAGAGUUUCCAGGCACACCAUCGACCAUGACUUUUACAUGAUAUUGAGAGAUGAAUAGUUCUGUGAAUUCAGCUUCUUGUAAGCGGAAGCGCGAUGAAGAGGAUGAGACAAAUGGUGUCAACAAUACUGAAAACAGGGAGCAAGAAAGUAAGACCACGUCCAACAAAUGCACAGUGAGGGAGGGCCACUCCUGGUGGACAUGUCUGAUGCUAGAUAUGCCAGUGAGCAUGACCAAACCACAGAAAGUUAACCAGAAUUCACCACAUAAAUAGCUCUACACUUCUGAUUUUCUCUGAAGUCUGUAUCUGUGCUGUUUUUGUGUUUGAUAUAGAGUAAUAUUUCUUUUGUGAAUUGCUGUGACAUCUUUAAAGAAUCAUUUACGUUGUGGAUAUCAUAACAGAUUUAUUGCACUUUGAUUCUUUAGGAUAUGUGACUUUGUACAUGACAGCAUUAUUUUGGAUUGUUUUUUUGUCAUGAUUUUUUUAAUAUAGUGUGCUGCAUACUUCCUGUUUUAAAUUUUUUUGACUGUGUGUAAAGUGGAUAAUCUUAAUCCAUUGCUAAUCAAGAAUGUUUGAUAUGGAUACGAGUGAAAACGUCAGUGAGGUAACAGACAGUAAUGAUGCAGGGAAUAAUGACAGCCUUGCCCCUAAAGAAUGUAGAGCCCUUCUACCUUGUCCUCCUCAGCAGCCUGACGACGGGGACUGUUGUGGGUCAGGAUGUGUCCCUUGUGUGUUUGAUAUCUAUGAACAGGAUCUAAAGAUAUGGAAACAGGAGUGCCGAAAAAUACAAGAGCAUCAGAAAAGUCAAGAAAUUCAGUAUGAUGGGAAUCUGCUGUCUGAAUUAGAAUAUAGAAAGUUCUCCAUUACAGAGGUUAAGGAAGAGACUAAAAAUUGUUUUCGCUAUCGAUUGGAAUUACCAGAAUUCACUUCUUUGGGUCUCAAAGUUGGACAGCAUAUUAUAAUUCGGGAGACGCACCAUGGUACAGCAGUUAGUCGCCAGUACACCCCUAUAUCCGACAUCAAUUGUAUGGGACAUUUUCUUCUUAUUAUUAAGUACAGGAAGUUGCUUCUGUUGGCUGCUGGGACAGGUAUUGCUCCCAUGAGUCAAGUUAUCCAAAGCAUUCUGGGAAAUGAAGAAGAUGACACAAUUAUGCAGCUCUUCUAUGCCUGCAAAUCUUAUGACCAGAUUCUGAUGAAGUCUGAAUUAAAUGAAUGGUCAUCUUUCUGGAACUUCUCAGCCACUUAUGUUUUGAGUCAGGAGACAUCAAAUAAAGCAUCAUACAGAUAUGGUGACCUUGUUGUCAAAGGACGAAUGGACUUGGAAUUUCUAACCAAAAAUGUGUUACCUAUGGACAUCAACCCAGAGACUUUUGUUUUGAUUUGUGGGACAAAAUCUUUUGAAAAUGACAUGAUUGAGUGUUGCAAACUGUUAAAUUUUAAAGAUACUCAGAUACACAGAUUCUAAGAAAGAGUUCACUUGCAUUCGAACACGAGAAUCUAGUCAAUUUAUGUCCUUUGUUAUUUUGGGAUGAAAAGUCAAAGUCACCAGCUCACACAUCAUGUGUAAAUGCAUUGAAAAUUGAAAAGAACUUUGUUAAAUGUUUGAGAGAGAGAGAGAGAGAGAGGCUAUUACAUAAGUCACUCUAAGUGAUGCUCCCUCCCCCUUUAAACCAUGUCUACUUGCAUUAUUUAGUAUUUACACAACAUAAAACAAUGUUUUGCAAUAUUUGUUAAAUCCCCAUCAGGGCUUUAUUGUUUUGGUCUGACUGUGGGCAUAAAAGUGCCCAGGCCCUGCACCCCUUUCCCUGCACCCCUCCCCCCUUCUCAAGUACUGAGUCUGCCUCUAAUAAGUACACAACAGGAAAAAAUACAAAAUAGUUUACUACAUAAUCAGGUUGAGAAAACACUGAAGCAGAAAUACAGGCCUUCCCUCUUAAUAUACACUGAUGAAAAUGAAAUACAUGUAGCUGUAUGAAAUUUCACACCCAGAAGAAUUUCAAUGAAGCUAUUGUCAUGAACUCUUCAACAAAUGAUUAGGAUGAAGCCAGCGGCAGUCUUUUAUGGAUGAAUGAUUUAAAAAUCUAGAGACACAUUAAAAGUGGGCUGAAAUGUAUUACAGUCAUAUUUCAUUUUCAACAUGCAUCUAUGUGUACCAGUUCUUUGUGUGUUUUGGGGGGGUUUCGUCUUGGCGGGAAUUGGUAUGUGUCUUUUGAAUUGUCUCAAUGCUUGAUAUUGCUUAAAAAUCUUAAAGUUGCUUCAUUAAAUUUGCAAUAUUUGGUA
Ostrea edulis (European flat oyster) is the source of this 2314-nucleotide messenger RNA. RefSeq names its product NADH-cytochrome b5 reductase-like. The coding region runs from base 603 to 1499 and encodes 298 amino acids. NCBI's taxonomy places the organism in Eukaryota, Metazoa, Mollusca, Bivalvia, Ostreida, Ostreidae. The record is from RefSeq and is a predicted model, not a curated record. Gene Ontology annotation, molecular function: oxidoreductase activity. The transcript is spliced from 6 exons.